AUGUCGACUACAUCUCGAGUAAAGGCACAACCCUACUUUGUGACUGAUGAUAAGCUGAAGUACCUGCCGCCCUACCUUCAGGGAGUAUGCGAAACUCCCAAUGAGGUAGAAUGUAAAACCUCAGGAGUUUGGCCUGACUGGGUCAAUGGCUCUUUCAUUCGCAUGGGAGUUGGUCGUUAUGUCAUUCCUCUGUCUGAGGACGGCUCAAAGCCCAAUGCAGUAUCGCAACACUGGUUCGACGGCUUAGCUAUGCUCCACAAGUUUCGUAUGGAAGACGGCCGCGUUUACUACAACAGUCGAUACACCGCCGAGGGGGUAGUCAGGAAGGCCAAGAAGAAUGGCUUUUUGCAGACUUUGAUGGCGGGGUUAAAUGCAAACACACCGCUCAAGGACGCUCAAGAUCCUUGCUCGGCACUUCUUGGUGCUCAACAAUCCGUCUGGAUCCCCACGGGCCACGUUGGCCCUGAUGAGUUCAACGUCAACAUUCUACCUCGCAGAAGUUUCCAUAUUCCUACAAACGGAAAUCCAUACGACAAAGGCACCCCAUCUGAGAGGCCGGAGAAAGAAGAGAUUCUCGUCUCCACCGACUUCAACAUGCUCCAAGUCGUUGAUGGAAAAACGCUUGAGCCCAAGCGAAUGCUCACCUAUGCCACUAUUGAUCCCGAGCUCGAAGGAUUCGGUAUCUGCUCGCAUAUUCUCAAAGACCGGCACAGAGGUGAGGAAUUCAACUACCUCAUCAACCCGAAAACUGGCGUCUUAUCGAUAUUUGCACUCGACAUCAAGUCAAACCCUUCCAAACUGUUGUGGAAGACUCCUCUCCCUGCUUGCAGGCCAUGCUAUGUCCAUUCAAUGGCCAUGUCUAGCAACUAUGUAAUAUUCAUUCGCAACCCUAUCUCCAUGGACUUGUCGGAUACCACUAAGGGAUUCCUUCAAUCUAUGAUCUAUGAGCCUGACAGCCCUACCGAAUUUUACGUACUCGACAAGAUCACUGGAAAGCACAUCGCUUCAUACAAUCUUCCAGAUAACAUCAUGUUCUUCCAUUCCGUAAAUGGCUACGAUUACGUGGAUUCCCAUACGAACGAGGUCAAUAUCCACAUUGAUCUCUGUGCAUACACAGAUCGCGUCCCUUACAACGACUAUCACCUCAGCAACAUCCUGGAUCCUAGUGCGCCAUUCCAAGAUGGUGUCUUGGUACGCUACGAGCUUGAAAGCGUGGGAAAAGCUGAUGCUACCACAUUCACACAGGCUACGACCAAGGCUGCAAUUGGAGGCACAUUCCUAGAGCUGCCUCGGAUUGCCAAGAGCGCUUCCAUGGUCCAUGGUUAUCGUUAUGUCUACGGCAUCUCAGGCCAUGGUGGACCAUCCCCCGGUACUAGUGUCCCCAUUGGCCGCUUAGGAAACGGCUUGAAAGCGGUGCAUUGCAGUUUUCUCAGUCACGUUACCAAGUGCGAUUGGGAGACUGGAACCUUUAAGGAAUGGUGGCCGGAGAAUGGGGAGAGCGCACCUUGCGAGCCUAUCUUUAUCCAACGUCCAGGAGCUAGAGACGAGGACGACGGCAUCGUGCUCACCAUCGUCAUCAAUCGCGAUGCUACUCACAGCGUUCUUGUUGCCAUCGACGCGAAGACGUUCAAGGAGGUUGCUCGUGCCGAUAUGCCACAAGUUUAUGCUUUGGGGCCACACGGAACUUUCAUUGAGGGAGAAUUUGGUAUCUAA
This is a messenger RNA of Fusarium proliferatum ET1, 1713 nucleotides long. RefSeq lists its product as uncharacterized. Gene Ontology annotation, biological process: carotene catabolic process. The record is from RefSeq and is a predicted model, not a curated record. The transcript is spliced from 5 exons. Lineage: Eukaryota; Fungi; Ascomycota; Sordariomycetes; Hypocreales; Nectriaceae. Bases 1 to 1713 code for a protein of 570 amino acids. Gene Ontology annotation, molecular function: carotenoid dioxygenase activity.